AUGGCGGUCGUAGACCCGCGCCGGGUCCCGAGUCGGGACCACCAGCCGCGUCGCCACAGCCUCCCGGCGGGGGGCAAGUGGGCAGGCCGGCCGCGGGCCCCCGAAAGGGCCCCGAAGCGGGUCCCCGGGCGCCCGCCCCAGUCCCGGCGCAAGAAGCUCCAGGUGAUGGUGUGCGUGCUGCUGGUGGAGCUCUGCGAGAGGUUCACCUUCUUCGGGAUCGUCUGCAACAUGAUCCUCUUCUGCACCGUGAAGCUGGGCUACGACAACUACCAGGCGGCGACCGCUAACCUGGCGUUCGUGGGGGUGUGCACCCUCACCCCCGUGCUGGUGGGGUGGUUCGCCGAAACCUGCCUGGGGAGGACCAAGGUCCUGUGCCUCUGCAUUCUGCUGCACUUCUUCGGCACCGCCAUGCUGCCGGUGGUGGCGUUCACGUUCGAGGACUUCUACACGGACACGCACCACGUCACGCACACGCUGGCGCGGCGGGAGCGGCACGCGCUCUUCUACACGGGCCUGCUGGCGGCCGCGCUGGGCGCGGGGGGCAUCCGCGCCAUCCUCUGCCCGCUGGGGGCCUACAGCGUGCAGGGCUACGACCACCACCAGCUCUUCUCCUUCUUCAACUGGUUCUACUGGUUGGUGAAUCUGAACUCGACGGUGGUGUUUUUGGGGAUCGCCUACAUCCAGCAGUCUGUGGCCAAAAACCUGGGGCUCCUCAUCCCCUUCACCUCAGCCGUGCUGGGAAUGAUCGCCAUCCACAUGGUGCGGCAAAACCUCACCUUUCGCCCCAAGAAAGGCGGGUCCCUGCUCACCACGCUAGGCGUGUUCCUGUCCUCGCUGAAGAUGUGCUGCGUCAGGUACCGCUACCUGAGCGGGGAUGUGGUCAGCUGGCUGGACCGCGCCAAGGAGAACAACGGGGGACGCUACAGCGAGGCGCACGUGGAGAACGUGAAGAUCAUGUCCCGUCUGUUCCCUCUGUACGGCCUGCAGCUGCUGUACCGCACCUGCAUCGCCCAGAUCCCCUCCGGGUACUACCUCCAGGCCAUGAACUCCAACCUCAACCUGAACGGGUUCCUGCUGCCCAUCGGGGUGAUGAACGUGAUCAGCAUCCUGCCCCUGCUUGUGCUGUCGCCCCUGCUCCAGUGCAGCGCUGUGAGCGCACUGUCUCUCCACAAGAGCCCGCUGUCCCCCAACACGCUCAUAGUGGCGGGACACGCGUGUGCGGCUCUCUCGGUCUUGGCGGCUGGGCUGGCGGAGCUGCAGAGGAAGAGCUACCCGCUGGUGGAGCAGUCUCUGUCGGGCAAGGCCCUGCACGUCUCCUCCAUGGGCUGCUUCCAGCUCACCCCCCAGUACAUCCUGCUGGGCGUGGCCGAGGCGCUGGUCACCCCCGCAUGUUCCCUCCUCGCGUUCCGACUGGCCCCCGGCAGCGUGCGAGGGGUCUCCCUCAACCUGCUCGCCCUCUCGUACGGGGGCGGCUGCUUCCUUGGGGCGCUCGUUAUCCAGCUGGUCUACCUGCUCUCCGGAGGCAACUUUUACCCAGACAGUUUGAGUGAAGGAAACUUGGAGCGGUUCUUCUUCCUGCUCGCGACACUGAUGGCCGUCAACACGCUGGUGUUCUGGAGAAUAUCAUACAGGUACAGUGAUCUGAGUGUGGAGUUGGGGCAAGGUGGGAGGAGCCACCUAGCAGAGAAGCUGCUCCAGCACAAGAAGUGUCUGCGUUUCUACGACACCGUGGAGCGCUCCUACACGCUGGCCUCCAUAGAGACCCUCCUGUGACCCCGCCCACGCC
This is a messenger RNA of Conger conger (European conger), 1786 nucleotides long. RefSeq names its product solute carrier family 15 member 5 (gene slc15a5). The coding region runs from base 1 to 1773 and encodes 590 amino acids. Gene Ontology annotation, molecular function: transmembrane transporter activity. Gene Ontology annotation, biological process: transmembrane transport. Lineage: Eukaryota; Metazoa; Chordata; Actinopteri; Anguilliformes; Congridae. The record is from RefSeq and is a predicted model, not a curated record. The transcript is spliced from 9 exons. Gene Ontology annotation, cellular component: membrane.